ACGAGGGUUCAACGGUCCAAUAUGUUGUAGUAACAGUGUUACAUGAUUAUUCUGAAUAGCACCGAUUCUUCCAGAAAAUGACAUUUUGUCAGGUGACAAUAGAUGGUAACUGCUACACGAAACGUGCGAGAGCGCAAUGCGAACCACACACUUUCACAAAUCGCUGAUGCAGGCUUUGGUUACAGGUGUAACAUGUGGCCACAAACAUAUGUUUCGGCUACGGAUCCCUCCACCAUAAAAACGCGAAUUAAACGGGAGCGCAUAUGCGCAACACGCUCAGUGAUUAUGUUUAGUAUUUUCAAGAUAUUUGGAGGAAAUACGUCGGGGCUGGUGUUGUUUUCGUGGGAGGAAAACGGUUGAGGAUAUGUUGGGAGAUGAGGAUUGAUUUGUUUCACCUUACUAGGAAGUGAGCGCUGUGUCCGGGAAGGGGAGGGACUCCGACGACAAGUCUGGGGCGCUGCUGUGCUACUUACAAGGGCUGCACCAGUGCAACGUUUUUAAUCCUAAAUACAGGAUUCGAUGCUUCUUGUUUAUUUCUGCUUAAGUAACCGAGAGUCCCGCUUCAAAGAAUCGCGGUUUCUGAUUUUUGUUUAACAGCGCGUUUAGCACGCCUGUGCCCGGGCCGGCCUGCACGCUGUGCAUGUGCAAAGGGUGGGAAAAGCCUAUAGCGCAGGCUGAAGGCAGUCGGGCUUGUUACUGCCACAAACGUACGUCAAGUUGUCCGUGAACUUUGUCACAUUUCGGAGCCAUGUUCAGCCCGCUGUUGGUGAGAAACGGCAAGAGAGCGAUAUCGGUAAUCGGCGGGGGGCGCAGAGGCACCGACGCACUUUCAGGAGUUCACCCGACUGCGCGGCGCUUCAUCAUAGAUAUGUCCUACUCAGCGCACUUCAUGGAUUUUAAAGGAUCCUCCAUACCGAGCAGCAUGAAAAAGCUGGUCGUAAACAAGCUUAGUCCUAAUUUCAGAGAGGCCGUUUCUAUGCAAACCGCUGCGGUUCCGACACCCGGAGACGCGGACUUGCUCGUCAGAAAUCGUUUUGUGGGUAUCAACGCCUCUGAUAUUAACUACUCUGCAGGCCGCUACGACCCUUCGGUGAAGCCCCCCUUCGAUGCCGGAUUCGAGGGUAUUGGUGAGGUUGUUGGCCUCGGCCUUAGCGCCAGCUCCCGUUACACCAUCGGGGACACUGUGGCCUACUUCGGCAGCGGUGCGUUUGCUGAGUAUACGGUGGUGCCAGCCAAGGAAAGUGUGCCUGUCCCCGCGGUGAAGGCAGAGUUCCUCACCCUGCUGGUCAGUGGCGCCACGGCCUACAUCGCCUUGAAACGUCUGGGGGACCUGGCCAAAGGUGAGACGGUCCUGGUCACAGCUGCUGCAGGAGGAACGGGACAGUUUGCCGUGCAGUUUGCCAAACAGGCCGGUUGUCACGUGAUUGGGACCUGCUCAUCCGAUGAGAAAGCUGGCUUCCUUAAAUCCAUUGGCUGUGACAGGCCGAUCAACUACACCACGGAAGACCUGGCAAAGACGCUGAGGAAAGAGUACCCAGAAGGCAUAGACGUGGUGUAUGAGUCAGUUGGAGGCAGCGUCUUAGAACUCGCAGUGAACAGUUUGGCCAACAAGGGCCGGCUGAUAGUGAUUGGCUUCAUCUCAGGGUACCAGACCUCAUCAGGAAUCCCGCCCUUCAAAGGGGGAACACUACCAGUCAAGCUGCUGCAGAAGUCGGCCAGCAUUCGGGGUUUCUUCCUGCCCCACUUCCUCAGUGACUACAGGGAGGCUCUGGGUAGCAUGAUGCAGAUGUUUGUCAAAGGGAAGCUAGUGUGUGAGGUGGAUGGUGGGGAGAUGGCAGAGGAGGGGAGGUUCAUAGGCCUGGAGUCAGUCUUCCGGGCUGUGGACUACAUGUAUGCUGGGAAAAAUCUGGGCAAGGUGGUGGUGGAUGUGGCACCACCCUCUGUUAGUAAUAGUAAGCUGUGAUCUAACUGAUUGUUAAUGCACUAAAAAAAAAAAAAUCAUACUUGAAUUCAAAUGAUCAAAAUGUAGGACUAAUAAAUUAAAAUACAGAUUAUGUUCUUUAUUUUUGUAAGAUGAUUGAUAUAGCACUAUAAGUAAAUUAUUUUAUGAAUAAACAUAAUGAGCAACUUUA
Molecule: messenger RNA, 2132 nt
Organism: Dicentrarchus labrax (European seabass)
Lineage: Eukaryota; Metazoa; Chordata; Actinopteri; Moronidae
Product: prostaglandin reductase 3
Exons: 2
Coding region: 749-1963 (404 amino acids)
Cellular component (GO): mitochondrion
Molecular function (GO): oxidoreductase activity; zinc ion binding
Source: RefSeq, a predicted model, not a curated record